CAGAUCACCUGCACCAGCGGUCACGGGCGAAGACGAUGAGCGGACGCGUGCCAUCGAUGAGCGGCGCACGGAACUUGCAACGCACACUCAGGUUCGGACUGACCAGCUGCAGACGCCUUCAGAUGUCGACGACCGCGCACAUCAUCCCCUACGACCCGGAGAAGCCCGCCACCGCGGAGGCGGCGAGGCUCUGGGCGACCGCCUACCGCGCGGAAAAGGCGCCCAAGGUGGGUACUGCGCGCACCUUUUACGGCGCAGGGCCCGACGGGGGGCACGCCGUGGUGAGCGCGCUCGGGGCGGGCUACGCGAAGGAAGGACCCGAAGCGCGCAAGGAGCGGGUCCGCAAGGCUGUCGGCGCGGCCGUGAAGAGCGUCAAAGGACUUGAGGACCUCGCAAAACUCACCGUGGAGGCCGCGGACGAGCCUCAGGCAGCCGCGGCGGCGGCGCACCUCGCACUCUACAAAUUCUCCUUGAAGACGUCUCCGCCGUCGCCCUUUGCGCCCGAUGCGCAGGUGCCGGUGCCGGAGAAGGUGGAAAUCGUGCCCAGCGCGAGCUCGGAGGAGUGGGUGCGCGGUGUGGUGACGGCGCGCGCGCAGAACCUCGCGAGGACGCUCAUGGAGCUCCCUGCGAAUAUGAUGACGCCGACGGCCUUCACUGAGCGCGUCCAAAAGGAAUUCGCGGGAUUAGACAAUGUCGAGAUCAUCGUCCGCGACGCGGCUUGGGCCGAGUCGAAGGGCAUGAACGCUUUCCUCUCCGUGACGCACGGAUCCGCACAGCCAGCCAAGUUCAUGGAGAUUCAUUACAAGGGCGCGCCCAACAAGGACGCUCAGCCCCUGGCCCUCGUCGGCAAGGGUAUCACGUUUGACACCGGUGGUAUCUCCCUCAAGCCGCGAGUGGGCAUGCAAGACAUGCGCGCGGAUAUGGGUUAGUUAACGUUAUAUUAGACUCGCCAGCCAGUUGUUCCCGCUCGCGGCUGCGGUCCGUGAGCGGUUCGGCUCGGUUGGGGGGAAUUGGCAAAGGAGAGGGGAUAUUUGAAAACGGACCGCGAGCUCGCGAGCGGACUGGGCAACUCCGUAGAGGGGACGCAAUCCUGGGGUCCGGACCCCAGGACAACUCUGAAAGUUGAGAGUAGCGCGCGCGCCCGGCGCCUCAGUGGCGCGCCCGAAGCGCGCCUUUCGCCUUCGUGGGUGCGUAGUAUAACAUAGAUAUGUACUAGGGGAAUCAGAGAUGUAUGAAUGCUAUAUUUCAAAGCAAGAGAA
This is a messenger RNA of Schizophyllum commune H4-8, 1259 nucleotides long. RefSeq lists its product as uncharacterized. The transcript is spliced from 8 exons. Gene Ontology annotation, cellular component: cytoplasm. Bases 57 to 929 code for a protein of 290 amino acids. Lineage: Eukaryota; Fungi; Basidiomycota; Agaricomycetes; Agaricales; Schizophyllaceae. Gene Ontology annotation, biological process: proteolysis. Gene Ontology annotation, molecular function: manganese ion binding; metalloaminopeptidase activity. The record is from RefSeq and is a predicted model, not a curated record.